AUGACUCCGUGGGACUCCGACUGGGCCGGCGGAACCGAAGGCUCGGAUAUCCGGAUUGCCAAAGAAUAUUCCUUGGAUGUGCGGAAGAUCAACCAUGCCAAGGAGGUGGCCAGUGAGGUCUUCCCCCUCGAGCGAGCUGUUACACCCUUUUCGGAAUACAAGUUGCGACUGGGAAUUGCUAUCAUGAUCGAGCCCGGCAUUGAACCAAAGACCGCUGAUGCAGUACGGCAGUGGGUCAACAAGGGUGGAAAGUUGAAAGUUGGCGGUGAUGUGCUGGUGGGCCUCAAGCGCUGGGAGACGCUGGUUCCCAAAACCCCAGAGGUCGACAAGCUCCUGCACAACAUGCCCGAGGAGCUCGAAGCCGCGUUGGCUCAGAAGUCAAAGCUCAUUGGCCCCGGCGACCUCCCUGCAGACCUGACGCCGGCUCAGCGCCACACGGCCCUGGGCUAUCAGGCCAAAGGACUGGAAUUUGUCAAGGCGCAGGCCAAGGGCACCGACUUGACGCCACUGCUAAUUGCACCCACAGUGCUGCACAGCGCCCCGAAGAGCCUGAAGCCGGGCUCCAAUUUCCAGAUCCUGAUGGACAAGCUGGACGGCGAGUUGCCGAAGAAGGAGGAGAUUCAGUUUGUGGGCUUCGGCUUGGCUCCAGGAGUGGCCUCGGGGCCCCAGAGUUUGGCCCGGGAGCUGGUCCUCAGCUUUCUGCACGAAGGCCAAACGGUCCAGGUGCAGCUGCCAGAUCCGGAUGCAGUAGCCAGCGCGGCAGCAGCCGGAAGCGGGCCGCGCAAAGCCACGCCUGGCAACAAGUUUGAGGUCCCGACGGUGGUACCCGGAGAGGUGCUUUCCUACGCUGUCAAGGUGGGCGACACCUUGGAAAAGGGGCAGAUCCUGUGCGUCCUGGAGUCAAUGAAAAUGGAGAUGAAGAUUCCGGUGCCGGAUGAGCUGGUCGGUCUCAAAGUGAAGGACCUGCCGUGCAAGGGGAGGACCAAGGAGAAGCAGGGCGACAUCCUGGCGCCAGGCGACCUCAUGAUCGAGCUCUCGGAGUGA
Symbiodinium necroappetens is the source of this 1044-nucleotide messenger RNA. The record is from the annotation of a GenBank genome assembly. NCBI's taxonomy places the organism in Eukaryota, Dinophyceae, Suessiales, Symbiodiniaceae.